Molecule: messenger RNA, 4743 nt
Organism: Octopus sinensis (East Asian common octopus)
Lineage: Eukaryota; Metazoa; Mollusca; Cephalopoda; Octopoda; Octopodidae
Product: MAM and LDL-receptor class A domain-containing protein 1-like
Exons: 19
Coding region: 23-2491 (822 amino acids)
Biological process (GO): proteolysis
Cellular component (GO): membrane
Molecular function (GO): metalloendopeptidase activity; zinc ion binding
Source: RefSeq, a predicted model, not a curated record
ACAUCGAUGAACAUCAAGCACAAUGACGAAACUUAGUGGGUUAUAUUUACUGUGGGUUUCUUUUGCGUUCCGAACGGCAUUCACAUAUCCUUAUGGGAAAACCUAUUUUUCACUCUUGUUUGGUGAUUCCUUUCCUGAAGAAAAUGUGGCUGUGGAUAAUACCUUUUUAACUCAAGGUGACAUAUUAAUGGAUGUGAGGCGAAAUGCUGUCAGAGAACACAACACAGUUUGGUUAAGAAGAGUUGUACCAUUUACAGUUGAUACAGUCUUUCCAGCCAGUACUUUGGAACAGAUUCGUUUGGCGAUACAAGAGAUAGAACAAUUUAGCUGUGUUCGUUUCCAGCCACGCCAAAACGAAAUCGAUUAUAUACGAAUUAGAAACAUAUCGGGAUGUUACAGUCCAGUAGGCCGCCGUGGAGGUCCACAAGAUGUGUCUAUUGGAAAUGGUUGUGAAAGCCAAGGUACCAUUAUACAUGAAUUAAUGCAUGCCCUCGGCUUCUGGCAUGAACAUACGCGACCCGACAGAGACCUUUACAUUACCAUCAUCAAAGAAAAUAUUGCAGAAUCCCACACACAAAACUUCCAGAAGAUGACUUUCGAUGAGGUGGACACAUUAGGAGCUCCCUAUGAUUACGGAUCAAUUAUGCAUUAUGCACUGAAUGCAUUUGCAGUUGAUCGCAGUAAAUGGACGAUGAUUCCGAAAUUACCGACAUCAACGGAGAUUGGUCAACGGAAACACUUGAGUAAAAUCGACAUCUAUAAAUUAAAUAAACUCUACAACUGCAAUAUCAGCCAUUGUCAACGGUUGUCCACUCCCCUGCAUGGAUUCAAACAAGGUGAUGACUACAGUGUUGGGAAAGUGGUCUACUUCUUCUGCCAGACUGGUUUCGUUUUGGUUGGCAGCAGCGAAAGGUUUUGUAAAGACACUGGAGAUUGGACAGGAAAUAAUCCGGUCUGUUUACUCCUAUCUGUAGAAUAUUGUAAUAUCGAUAAAUCUGAUCUCUGUGGCUGGAGACAAGACCGAACUGACCAAUUAGACUGGACUUGGAGUCACUCGAGCACACCAACGAUGAAUACUGGACCAAAUAAUGACCACACAAUGGACAAUUCUAAAGGUUCCUACCUAUAUCUGGAGAGUUCUUCACCAGUUUCUCCAGGGCAGAAAGCCAGGCUUAUUUCCACAAUUUUCCGUCCUUAUUCCUCAGACAUGUGCUUAAGGUUUUGGUACCACAUGUUUGGAAGCAGCAUGGGAGAGCUACGUGUUUACCUGAGAAUACGCAGUAGAGAUUCUAACAUCUUCUCCAUUCGUGGAGACCAGGGCAAAGAGUGGCGUGUUGCUGAUGUGGUUAUUAAAUCGACUGUUAACUUCCAGAUUGUCAUCGAGGCAAUAAGUGGGCCAAGUUUCCGAAGUGACAUAGCGAUUGAUGACAUUCUAAUAACCACCUGUACAGAAAUGCAAGAAUACAAGAGACUACUGAAGAACACAAUCCAAAAAUCGAUCUCACAACUUACAGGUAUAGGUCUUUUAAAACGUCAACGCUGCAAUUUUGAUGACGAUUUAUGUGGCUGGACCCAGGAACAAAAUGAUAUAUUUGACUGGACACACCAUUAUGGACCGACGACGACAAUAGGUACAGGACCAUCUUGUGACCGCACCAACUGUAUAAUGGGUAAAUACCUCUACAUUGAAGCAUCUGCCCCUCGUAUGAGAGGAGACUAUUCAGCUAUUUAUUCCCCAGUGUUUCAGGGUUUAUCAACCAAAUGUAUCACAUUCUACUACAAUAUGCAUGGUAUAUCUAUGGGAACAUUGAAUGUGUAUGUGAAAAACUCAACAGGUCCUCACCUUGUAUGGACAAAAUCCAACAAUCAAGGCCCAAUCUGGCAUUAUGCUACAAUCGAUUUCACAUCGAUAUCUCCCUUCCAGGUGGUCUUUGAAGGUGUUCGUGGCUACAGUUUUAAAAGCGACAUGGCCUUUGAUGAUUUUACCCUUGAUCCAGGAUAUUGUAUCGAACAUUCGGUGACAUGUGAUUUCCAACGAGAUCUGUGUUCUUGGAUACAAGACACGCGUGAUAAAUUUGAAUGGAUUCGCCAUUCUGGUCCAACAGGAACUCCAGGUACUGGACCAAAUACUGACCACUCAGGAACUAACGGUUAUUAUCUCUACAUUGAAACAUCGGCACCUCGUAUUGGUGGAGAUGUCGCGAGGAUUAUGUCACCGGUUUUACCGCCAGUAACGGGAGGUUAUUGCUUUGAAAUGGCUUAUUUUAUGUUCGGAAGCCAUGUAUCUAUGUUAACCGUCAGUUUACGGAACCACAACAGGGAAACAAUUUUAUGGAUUAGAAGUGGCAACAUUGGACCCUACUGGAACAUUACUCGAAUUGGUUUCUCAGUUUCAGAAUCAUCACAGUUGAUUAUUGCCGGUGUGGUCGGAGAAUCUUAUCGAAGCGACAUCGCCAUUGAUGAUACCGUACUUACUCGAGGACCUUGCUGACAUUAGAUGAUGAUGAAUGAGAGUAGGUGAGAGAGAGUGUAAGGAUAUAGAGGGUAAGUGAGUGGGAGAGAAAGUUAAAUAGAGGAAGAGAGAGAGAGAAGAGGGUGAAAUGGAUAAAUCAUUGCAGUUUUUAAUAGCAGUUGCGGGUUGACAUAAGUGACAGAGAAAAAUGGGGGAAGAAGCAACAUAAACUGAACAAAGGUAAGGAAAACAUAGAUAGAGUACGCAUGCGAUUUUGUGCCUACAUAUGUGUGUGUGAAAGAGGAGAAUAAACCGAGAAAGAAAAGGAUAUUGAGAGAGAGAGAGUGAGAGAGACAAGAAAAGCAAAGUAUGCAUCCAAUUAUUAUAGAUUCCAUGAGUGUAUGUCUAUUGAGGUAGCAAGUUAAAUAAAUACAGCUAGGCUUGUGACAUAUAUUUACCUGGAACACAAAAUAUAGAUUAUAAACUAUGGAAAAAUUUGUGUAAAGUAUUAUCUCAACAGAUAUUUCAAGCUGGCCAUAACUUGAGUAAUAACCAUAUUCGCAAGUAAUUUGUACAUGGUGUCAUAGGUGUGCAAUCAGCGAUAAAUCCAGAUGGAAUAAUUAAAGUAAGUUAGCUUUCCUUUUUCAAGAGUAGAGAGGUAAAUGCGAGUUGUCUGGUAGUGUUCACAAAUGGAGACGUUUAAAGAGAAGAGAAAGGAGUAUAAGUUGGAUGAAGCGGAAGGAAAUAGUGAAACAGAAGGUGGGAUUAAGAGGUGAGAUGUGAUGAAGAUACACGUUGACAAUAACCAGGUAUAAAAAAGAUAAAGUAAAUAGCUGGUUGAAUAAAUAGUGUUGUCAUUCAACCUCACGGGAUGUGUGCGCAAGGAGCAAUGGACAGAGAGACGUUAGAAAAUUAAGCGUCGAGGUAAGGGAGUGGAGGUAGUAGGAGAAUAAAGUUCUGUGGGAAAAGAGAAUUUUAGCUGAGAUGAGAAAUUAUAAUUAUUUUACAUAAUGAGCAAAGGUCCUAUAGAAUUUGUGUCAGUAAGAAAUUAUGUUAGAGAAUCAAUUAAGUAAUGCGGCCUCGUUCAGGUGCUAUAUUGUGAGUGAUUCCCAGCAAUAUAAUUUACAAACAUGAUUUGCGUUAUAUGUCCAUGAAAAUGAAAAGAGAAAAUAGGAAUAUAAGCAUAGUAUGUAUUCACCUUUGUGUAAAAGUGUAAAGGAGGUGAAAAAACGAUUUCAGUGCGCAUACGCCUUUGUGUCGCCUGAUGAGUGUGAGUGUUUGUAUGCUGUGUGUGCGUGUGGUGUAUACAUAUAUAUAUAUAUGUGCAUAUAUGUGAGGUAUGUGCAUAUAUGUAUGGGUGUGUAGCUGCUGAAUAAGUGUAAUUUUUCAAGAGUUAGUGUGUUCUCUGAGCAACUUUAGGAGUGGAACAAUGAACAAUGAACAAAGAACUAAUCUGAAAGAAAUCAUUUGGACAAAUUAUCACAAAAAGUUUCAAAUUGUAACGCCAAAGAGUGGAAUCAUCAAAUUGAAGCGCCAAAGAGUGGAAUUACGAAAUUGUAACGCCACAGAAGGGAAUUAUCGAAUUGAAACUCCAAAGAGUAGAAUUAUCGGCAGCAAUGCAGCAGUUAGUUGCCAUUUCAUGUAAUAUUGUGGAGCAGUUAUGGCUUACGUCGCCUAAGUACUACCAGGUUUUCUACAAUUAGAAGAGAUUCCAUACACCAGUGAGUUAGUUGGUACAAACUUUAUACUUUUAGUUGUCACAUACAAUAUUACCCAUGAUAUAUUAUAGUUUUACAUAUUCAUCCCAUUGUGUAUGACAGCUAAAUAACAUUUCUUAUGUAGGCAAGGAGAGAUUUUAAAGAACAAACUGCCGAUACUUUAUGGACAGCCACAUUAGAUAUUUGUACUCACAGCAGAUAUUUUACCUGAUACUGGCUGACAGGUCAUGAGACAUCUAUAAGACAUGCAAAGAAGAAAAAACUACUAACUGAGAGCAAAAUAUCAUUUUAUAAUUAUGUCCAUAAAGAAUUAAACCAAUAUCAGAUAAGAAAGUCAACAUAGACCAGGAUAAACAAAUGUUAGAUAAGGCCAAAAUACAAGCGAUUUACAAAUAUUAAAUAAGCAAGCCAAAAUCGAUACAGAUUUACUGUUUCAGCGUUUCCGUCAUAUUUCCUCUCAAGUCAGUCUAAUAGCAACUCACAUGUCUAAAAUAUAUGAUUUUUUCCCUUUGUAAAUAAAUAGUUUUGGCUUUAAUGGAAAUACUGAAUUCAAUAAAAGUAGUAUUCACAAAA